Molecule: messenger RNA, 1128 nt
Organism: Dentiscutata erythropus
Lineage: Eukaryota; Fungi; Glomeromycota; Glomeromycetes; Diversisporales; Gigasporaceae
Source: the annotation of a GenBank genome assembly
AUGCCCAAAGAAACAUUCGAUCAAUCAUCUUUGAUAACAAAUCCUACUCCUUUUAUAACCACUUAUAGUUGGAAAAUUUCAAAUUUUCGUCAACUUAAAGAAAAUACAUGUCACGGUAAACAUGUAUAUAGUCCUCCUUUUUGGAAUAACUAUUCUGGUUCCUGGCGUUUGAAACUUUAUCCCAACGGAAAUUCAAUAAAUGAUUAUUCUAUAAAAGAUUAUUUAAGUUUAUAUCUUGAAGCAAUCCAAACUCCAUACGAACAAUUUCACAACAUUUCUUCGCGACGAAUAAGAUUCAAUUUUAGACUUGAAAAAUUGGAUCUUGUAAGUAGUCAACCAUCAAAAAUUUUUGAUUUAUGUAAUCAAAAUUGGUUUAUGAAUCAUGAAUUUCAAUUUGAUGGUGAUAUUGAUUGGGGUUUUACAAAGUUUUGUUAUUCUAAUAAAAUUUUUCAAACUGAAGCUGAUAAAUCAAAAAAGAUUGAUCUAAUCUUUCAUGUUAAUAUUAUAAAUGAUGAUAACGACCAAGAUAAUAAUGAGGAAAGAAAUCUUUAUUACACUUAUACUACCGGUAAUGAAAAAUUCUUUGAAGAUCCUUCUUUUUCCGAUAUCGAAUUUGAAUUGGAUUGUGGGACUCGUAUCAAAGCUCAUAAAGUAAUUUUGGCUGGUGGUUCUGAUUAUUUUGAAAAAAUGUUUAAAGGAGGUUGGAAAGAAAAGAAUACUAUGUGUAUCAAGAUUCAUGAUAUCUCUUACAAAAGCUUUCGAGGAAUCUUAUUUUAUAUUUACACUGAGAAAUGGAUGGAUAUAACUGAUCUUGACUUGUUGAAAGAAAUGUACGCUAAAGCUGAUAUGAUGGGUUUAAAUAGAUUGAAAAAAAUGGUUUCCAAUAAAAUUUGUGGAAUGUUGAAUACUGAUAAUUGGGAUCAAAUUUAUGCUUUUGGUUGGGAAUACGGUGAUUCUCAAUUUAAAAUAUCGGGUUUUAAUUUUGUUGCUGAUAAUUGGAAAGCUGUAAGAAAUAGCGAGAAAAUGAUUAUGUUAUCUGAAAAUGGGAAUUCUGAAUUGAUUGAAGAGAUUGAUUCUAUAUCUCAUAUUUUGGGUGCAAACUUUGAUGGAAUGAUGUUUUGUACUUAG